AUGCCUUCAUCUCGACCAAAUCCCGCCUCUUCAGAUCAAAAAGAUACGGCCACCAAACCAUUCACUAAUGCCAAUGCCAGUUACCAAUCCGAUAAAAUAAUUACUGGAUUGUCCCACGUGAUCAUUAAAUCCACACUAACAGGUGCCUUGUACGGAGCGCUGGUUUCUAUUCCUACAGAGCUUUUACUAAGAUGGAGGUCCCCUUCCUAUAGAUCCUUUGGGACCAGAAUCAGAGUCUUCUAUCACACCAUAAUCCUUACUUAUUCUGCCGCUUUUAUGACUGAGAGUAACGUGAUGAAGUUUGAGGAAAAAGUUAGAGCAGAAGAAGCCAGAAAGAGAGAGGAACUCAUCGAAUGGAGUGUUCAGAAUGGCCUUUACACGGGAGAAGAAGAGGGUUACUCUCCAAAAAGGACUUAA
Brettanomyces nanus is the source of this 417-nucleotide messenger RNA. RefSeq lists its product as uncharacterized. Bases 1 to 417 code for a protein of 138 amino acids. The record is from RefSeq and is a predicted model, not a curated record. Lineage: Eukaryota; Fungi; Ascomycota; Pichiomycetes; Pichiales; Pichiaceae. The transcript has a single exon.